Molecule: messenger RNA, 974 nt
Organism: Moneuplotes crassus
Lineage: Eukaryota; Ciliophora; Spirotrichea; Euplotida; Euplotidae
Source: the annotation of a GenBank genome assembly
UAUGGAGAUAAGCAGAGAAGUUGGAAGCUCAGAAGUACUAGAAAUCGCGGGAAUUCAGCUUGACUCUAAGCAUUAUGAAAGUAAUGCAGGUCUUGACCAAAGUAAAGAAAGGGCUAGUCAAGAGCGAGCAGAGAGAAAUAAAUACGAGGAUCUGGUGAAAUCAACUCCUAAUCAAGAUGAAGAGGAGAGUGAUAACUCAGAUGAGGAAGUCAAGUACAGUGGCCAAAAUUUAGACCCAGUCGUCAGUUCUAUAUCUGUGUCAUCAAGGCCUCUUAAAACAUUUGAGAAUGGAGAUACUUAUGAAGGAGAAUGGGAUACAAACGGAGAAUUUAGCGGUCAAGGAACAUACACAUAUGCAGAUGGAGGCAAAUAUCAAGGGCAGUGGCUUGGUGGAAAAGAGCAUGGAUUUGGAAAAGAAAUAUAUGCAAACAAUAAUGAAUACUGUGGAGAAUUUAAGCACGGCCAGAGAGAUGGUAAGGGUGUUUACAUUUUCACCAAUGGAGAGUCCUAUGAAGGAGAAUUCAAGAAUGGUCAAUAUCAUGGUAAAGGGACUAUCAAAUAUCCCAAUGGUGACACGUACGAAGGAGACUGGGUCGAUGACCAGAAACAUGGCAAGGGAAUUCUAACCAGCAAUGGUUCUAUCCCUUUCAAAUAUGAAGGGGAUUUUAAAGACAAUGAAAUCACCGGCUUUGGUAAGCAUACCUUCAACAAUGGAGAUUCCUAUGAAGGAGAAUACCUCAACGGCCUCUUUCAUGGCAAAGGGAAAUAUACCUUUCAGAAUGGGGAGUCUUUUGAAGGAAAUUGGGAAAAUAACAAGUGCCAAGAAUCUCCUGAUUCAACUUCAUCUUUUAAUGAAAAGCAUGGAGAAAUUAUCUAUGUUGAUGCAGAAGGCAACAAAUCAAAGCAUGUUUUCAAGAAUGGUGUAUUUCAGCAAAAGUCUUUCCUAAGCUGGCUCCUCUGUGGAUAAUUAAUUG